AUUUCAGGUUUCUUUCAGCGGACCAGUUUUUUCGUUCGGAUUUUCGUUUACCGGUGCUUCAACAGGUUUAACGAUGCUGUAAUUAACCCCAAAUCAGUAGUAGGUCACACCAAAGAUGAGAAUAUGCAUUGCGUCGGAUUUUUUUUACCCAAACAUGGGCGGAGUUGAGGAGCACAUCUUCAAUCUGUCCCAGUGCCUGCUGUCCCGGGGCCACAAGGUGGUCAUUCUGACGCACUCGUACGGCGACCGGAAGGGCGUCCGGUACAUGACGAACGGGCUGAAGGUGUACUACAUUCCGAUUAAGGUGUUUUACAACCAGGUCAUCCUUCCCACGAUGAUCUGUAACGUUCCUCUGUUGCGGUACAUUUUGCUCCGGGAGCGGAUCGAAAUCGUGCACGGUCACUCGGCGUUCAGCACGUUAGCGCACGAGGCCAUGAACGUUGGUCAGCUGCUGGGCUUGAGGUCGGUCUUCACCGAUCACAGUUUGUUUGGCUUUGCGGACCUGUCGGCUGUCGUCACGAACAAGUUCCUGGAGAUUUCCCUCUCCAACUGUAACCAUUGCAUUUGUGUGUCGCACACGGGCAAGGAAAACACCGUCCUGCGGGCCAAAGUCCACCGGGACAAGGUGUCGGUCAUUCCGAACGCCGUAGACACUGCUCACUUUACCCCCAACCCGUGCCAGCGGCCUUCCGAUCCGGAUCGCAUCAACGUGAUCGUGGUGUCUCGGUUGGUCUACCGGAAGGGGGUCGAUCUCCUCGCUGGAAUACUGCCAAAACUCAAAAAUCAACCCAAUGUGCAUUUCAUCAUCGGUGGCGACGGUCCGAAGCGUGCCCUGUUGGAAGAGAUCCGCGAGAAAAACAACAUGCAGGACCGCGUCACGAUGCUGGGCGGGCUGGAACAUUCCCAGGUGCGGGACGUUCUCACCCAGGGCCACAUCUUCCUCAACACGUCGCUCACCGAAGCGUACUGCAUGGCCAUCGUAGAAGCCGCUUCCUGUGGGCUGCAGGUGGUGUCGACCCGCGUCGGUGGAAUUCCCGAAGUGCUGCCAGAAAAUCUAAUCAUCCUAACGGAACCCACGGUCGAUUCCGUCUAUCGAGGGCUGAUGACGGCCAUCCGGAGGGAGGCGGAAAAGAAGCAAAUCGGAAGCAUUUAUUUGAACGGGGAUUUGGGUGGGUUGUUGGCCAGCAGGGAGCAGCUUGUGAUGUGUCCAUUCGAGCGGAACAACAUUGUGGCGCAUUUGUACAACUGGGAUAACGUGACGGCAAGGACGGAGAAGGUGUACCGGAAGGUGAUGCUCGAGAAGGAAUCGCCGCUGGGGCAGAUGAUGGUCAAUUGCCUCCGCAGCGGCGUGUGGCCCUUCCUGCUGGUGAUCUCGCUGUGCCACUUGCUGAUGCGCUUCCUGGACUGGUUCGUGCCGCGAAAAUUCAUCGACCUCUGCCCGCUGGAUAAUCCCUUCUGGGAGGGCGCCUUGGCGGCCCGCCAACGCAGCACCAACCGCCAAUCGCUGAACGACGUCCGCGUCCACGUGCACCACCAUCCCUCGGGAAGUUCCUCGUCGUUCCGCAAGAAACGCCACAAACAUCCGGCCGACUACUGACGGACGCUGCUCGGCGCGUCCACGCCGGAGGAGGAGGUAUUUUGAGUAAGUUUAGCCAAACAACAAAAA
Messenger RNA from Culex quinquefasciatus (southern house mosquito), 1666 nucleotides. It is a transcript of the gene PIG-A, whose product is annotated as phosphatidylinositol N-acetylglucosaminyltransferase subunit A. Lineage: Eukaryota; Metazoa; Arthropoda; Insecta; Diptera; Culicidae. The transcript is spliced from 3 exons. Gene Ontology annotation, cellular component: glycosylphosphatidylinositol-N-acetylglucosaminyltransferase (GPI-GnT) complex. Bases 116 to 1597 code for a protein of 493 amino acids. The record is from RefSeq and is a predicted model, not a curated record. Gene Ontology annotation, biological process: GPI anchor biosynthetic process. Gene Ontology annotation, molecular function: phosphatidylinositol N-acetylglucosaminyltransferase activity.